Rotaria socialis is the source of this 1380-nucleotide messenger RNA. The record is from the annotation of a GenBank genome assembly. Lineage: Eukaryota; Metazoa; Rotifera; Eurotatoria; Philodinida; Philodinidae.
AUGUCAAGCAAUGAAAUUCCACUAGCACAAUCAUUUGUAUUGCCAUGUGGACUUAAACUAUCUAAUAGAAUAGUGAAAGCAUCAAUGGAAGAAAUGUUAGGCAAUAGUGAUAAUCAACCUAAUGAAUAUAUCUAUCGUCUCUAUCAGCGUUGGGCAAACGUAUCAUUUGGUCUUCUUUUAACUGGUAACGUUCAAGUUGAUGAUCGUUAUCCAGGCAUAAUGACAGACAUGAUGAUUCCCAGUAAGGAUAAAAUCGAUAUUGAAAAAUGGAAAAAAUAUGCAGAUAUUUGUCAAAGUCAUGGUACACCAACUAUUGUUCAAAUUAAUCAUGCAGGACGUCAAUCACUUUCAGGGAAAAGGCCGUUACUAGAACGUGCUAUUGCUCCUAGUCCAGUUUCAUUAUCUUUUGGUAAUAAUCCUUUUGUUCGAACUCUACAACGAUUAGCACUUGGUACACCAAAAGAAAUGACACGAGCUCAAAUCGAUGAAACUAUUGAAAAGUUUGUAGAAGCAGCAGAACUUAUGUUUAAAGCAGGUUUUGCUGGCGUCGAACUUCACGGCAGUCAUGGUUAUUUAAUUAGUAGUUUUUUGUCUCCGAAAACAAAUCGACGACAGGAUGAAUAUGGAGCGACACCAAAAGAUAGAAUAAGAUUUUUAUUACGCAUCAUUGAUGCUAUCCGAGCAGUCGUCCCUUCAACAUUUGCCGUUGGUGUUAAACUCAAUUCAGCUGAUUAUAGUACCGGUGGAUUAACAGAAGACGAAGCAUACGAUCAAAUUCGAUGGAUUGAUGAUCAUGGUGGAAUUGAUUUUAUCGAAAUUUCUGGUGGAACAUACGAAGCUCCUGCUAUGGCUGGAUCUGAAGAUGAUAGACGAUCGGAACGAACCAAAAAACGAGAAGCUUACUUUAUUGAAUUUGCUGCAAAAGUUCGUAACACAACAAAAAUUCCUUUAAUAGUUACUGGUGGAUUUCGAACUCGCGAAGGUAUGAAUGAUGCUAUAGUUUCAAAUGCGUGUGAUUUCGUUGGUAUCGCUCGACCUGUUUGCAUUCAAUUUAAUUUGCCACAAAUUUUACUCGAUCCAACUAUUCCGGAUAAAGAUGCACGAGCAUUACAAUAUGACAUUCGAGGAAGUUCUAUAUUUAGCUUAAUACCUAUACCGGGCAGUCGUUCAAGUUGUGGAAUAGUCUGGUAUAAUUGGCAAAUGCAGCGAGUUGCUAUUGAAAAUCGAGAACCCGAUCCAACACUUAGUAUUCAUGGAAAAUUAUUAACUGUUCUUUUUAAAAAAACAAAAAAAAUCAUUCCAUUCUUCGUUCUACUCUGUGCUCUUUGGUAUGCAUCGUUGCUGAAAGAAUUCAUCUUGAACUUCAGGAUGAAUAAAUAA